Molecule: messenger RNA, 1625 nt
Organism: Closterium sp. NIES-67
Lineage: Eukaryota; Viridiplantae; Streptophyta; Zygnematophyceae; Desmidiales; Closteriaceae
Source: the annotation of a GenBank genome assembly
GCCCGCCCACCCUCUCCUUCCUGCCCUUACAGACAGGUUCUCUCCCUCUUGCCCUUCUCCACAUGUUCUCUCCCUCCUGCCCUCUGUCCGCAGGUUUGCUCGCUCAUGUCGUUACCCUGGAUGCCCCUGCCAGCCUACCCUGUUCCUCGUGCCCCUAUCCACACGUUCUCUCCAUCCUUUCAUUGACCUCGAGAUCUCUCCCUCAUGUCGCUGCCCUUGCCCGCCUACUCUCUCCCUCCUGCCCCUUCCCACAGAUCCAUUACGAAACCUCGCGCGACCGGAUGUGCAUCGAUGCGCCUGAUGCGGGCAUUGACUUCUACACGACCUUCUACCUCCGCAUGGUGGACCUUCACACGGUUUUGGUGAUGGAGGGCUACGACGUGUCUUUCGUGGCUGUUCAGGAGGCAAUGACCGACAACAACUACAACGAUAAGUUCAAGCGUGUAUGGACGCAGUGGAAGAACGAGCGGGGGUUCCUGAUCAAGAGGCGGGUGUUGACGGAGCUAGGGGUGAAGGUCAAGUGGGCGAGGGGCUCCAAGAUCCAUGUGGACCUUGAUGACAAGAUGGCCCUCUGGCAUGACUUCAAGCCUCGAAGGAGGUUUGGGCAGUUGGUGAGCACCUGGGGCUCGGCGAAGCCACCCCCAGGGGUGCACUCCGGGCAGCCUUUUGCCAACAAGAUCUUCUUUCAGGCGGCGUUCGAUGCGUUUCAGCAGUGGGCUGUGGCGGGGAAGCUCUGUCUGAAGGCGUAUCACAUUGCCUGGAUUAUCAUGGUGGUCGACUAUGGGCUGACCCGCCGCAGGCACACCACGAUGGGCCUCUCUAACUCACACCCCAAGAACAAGGCCUGGAUAACGGACCUUCACAAGAGGGUGCGACAGGUGGUCAUUGACCACUUCAGCAACUACCCCAAGGAGUACAGCAAGGACAUGCGGGGGUGGAAAUGGGGAGAGUAUGGACUUUACGUCCAUGAGAGUGGCUUCAAGGACGAGUGGCAGGAACCAGGGAGGGAGGGCAAGGGGAAGGCGCCCAAAGGUGGAGAGGGAGAGGCUAAGGAUUAAGGGUCCUUUUGCAGGGGUGAGGCAGGUAUGUGCAGGGGUGGCAUCACCACACCGUUCAGGGCAGGGGACGGAUACAACUGGGACGGAAGUGGAGCCAAUACUGGCGUGUGCUGGGUUCAUAACCAUGGGGUGUUUGCAGAUGCAUGAUGUGGCAGCGUCGUUUGAGGGGUGGGGUGCUGGCAGCGAAAUGAUGUGAAACAGUGGGUAUUGAUAAAGCCGCUCACAGCAGCGGCAAGAACUGGAAGUUGUGGUUGGGAGCAUUUGUGAUAUGAGGCACCGGCAGCAGCGCAUGAGUGGGUUCGGCAUCAGGCUGUGGUGGGGGGGGGGGAGUUAAAGGGUUGAGGCAACAGCGGGCGCGAGGAAUGGAUAUGAGCAUCAGCUUGGGGAGGGGGGGGAUAGGGGACUGGGGGAUGAGGCACAGGUGGCAGCAGCAAGGGAGGGGUCUCAGCAGCAGCCUGUGGUGGGGGGAGAGGGGAUUCGGGGAAUGAGGCACAGGUGGCAGCAGCAAGGCAGGGGUCUCAGCCGCAGCCUAGGGUGGGGGGAGGGAUUCGGGGAAUGAGGCACAGG